Molecule: messenger RNA, 2697 nt
Organism: Paramuricea clavata
Lineage: Eukaryota; Metazoa; Cnidaria; Anthozoa; Malacalcyonacea; Plexauridae
Source: the annotation of a GenBank genome assembly
AUGGGAUUCAACAAGACACACUUAUCAAGAAUGCUUGGCGUCUCAACUCGCACUAUUACUAGACGGAUGACCGAGUACAACUUAGUAGGUGUGCAGUAUUCUGAGCUUACAGAUCAGGACCUGGAUCGGAUUGUGAUUGACGUUCAUAGACAGUUUCCAAACGCUGGUUACAGACAAGUGCUAGCUAUUCUGAAAAGUCAAGGUGUUUUUGUUAUAGAACGCCGACUUAGGGAAAGUCUUCAAAGAUGUGAUCCAUUAGGGUCAGCUUUGAGAUGGUUUGCUACGAUUCAGAGACGGAGUUACAAUGUGAGUAGUCCUCUGGCACUUUGGCAUUUAGAUGGAAAUCAUAAGCUGAUCAGGUAUAAAGUAUAUUUAUAAUAAUUCAUAAAAUGGGAGACUAGUACUGUUUGUACUUGAAAGACUUGAAAUUGUAUUGUUUUCCUGAAGUCCUGGCCAAAAGGUUUAAAGAAAAUUACAAUUUUCUCACAGUUACUCCUAUUAUUUUGGUAGACAUUUUCCUGCCAUUUCCGUAUACACACGCAUGUGGUUUAUGUUUGACAUGUGCUUGGUAUUGGUGACAGUUGCUAGUAACAUUAACCUCCAUAUUGCAGCAGCUAUUACCACUUAAACUUCCUAUUAUAAAAAUCCAGUUGGCAAAAUGGCAGUCUGUGAUGGAUUUUCACAUUUUGCUCUGGGGUGCUGAAUUAUUUUUUUUUAUGGUGGGGGGAGGGGAGCCUACAUGUGCAUAGAGUAUCUAAAUUUGCAGUACAAUUUAGGUGGCGACUUGUUGUACAUGGUGCUAUUGAUGGGUACUCACGCUUGGUUGUAUUUCUGCGAUGCUCUAAUAACAACCGAGCUGUAACUGUUUUUCAACUAUUUGAAGAAGCUGUUGCCAAAUUUGGCCUACCAUCUAGAAUUCGAACUGAUAAAGGAGGUGAAAAUGUAGAUGCCGCAAUGUACAUGCUUGAGCAUCCACGAAGGGGUACAGGGCGAGGAAGUGUCAUUACAGGUAGCAGCACUCACAAUCAAAGAAUUGAACGGCUUUGGAGAGAUGUGUAUAGUGGUGUUCUUUCUUUGUACCAUUCAUUGUUUAAUCAUCUUGAAGAAUGUGGCGUGCUUGAUCCAUUAAGCAACAUUGAUGUAUUUUCUCUCCAUACGAUCUUUCUUCCUCGAAUCAAUCGCCACAUUGAUGUCUGGAGCGAAGGAUGGAAUCAGCAUAGAAUGAGAACUGCUGGAAGUCUUUCUCCACUUCAACAAUUUACCGAAGGAUUGCUAAGGAUACGUGGUUCAGAUUCAAUUAUAGCUUCAGAAACAUUUGAAAAUCUAAAUCAGGUUGGUUAAUCUUACUUCCUUUAAAUUGACUGUAUUUAUAUUUAAUAUGCUUAUUGUGUAAUGUUAAAAACUCAACUAGCCAUCUUGUCCCAAUAGUGCUCAUCAUGAAAUGAACUGCAAAUUUUUAGGUAAAUAGACCUUAUGCAUAAUGAUGUCACAAGGCUUGAUAGCCGCGAGGAAUGCUGGUCUUAGUAGAUCCGGGCUUACGGAUCGAAAGCUUUGCAGUACUAAAUUUACGUGGUGUUUCCACAACUGACAAAACUAUUAUAAUAUAGAUAUAGUAAACGUCAUGUAAUGGAUACUAUAGUGUACUGUGUACUGCAAAGACAACUGGAACCUCCAUAUACAUAAUAUAUAUACAACAUAACCCUAUUAAAACCCAGCCCUAACUACUAACCCUAACCUAUAUUGCUGCACGAAACAUGGAACGAUAAGUCGAUAACCAAAUUUCGAUAGUGGCCAUUUUGAAUUGUUUAAUUUUCCUGGACGAUGAAUACUAAGACCAGCAUUCCUCGUGGACAUCAAGCCUUGUGACGUCAUUAUGCAUAAGGUCUAUUGGCUGUUGGAGACUCAAAUACACCUUUUAUGUUUUUGACAAAUGUCUAAAACCUGGUGUAUGUAUACAUUAAACACAAUGUUAAUAGAUCAUUACUUAACCAAACGCGAGGUCUGUACAGAGAAAUAUCAGGCCAAAGUCUUUUUUUACAGAUUGAGGUACAAAAAGACAGGUCCAAUGUUUCUCUGUGCACACCGAGCAAGCGAGGUUAAUAAAAAGUUUAUUAUAUGGCGUUUAUAGGCAUUUACUGUUUUCUUGAAACAAACAAGGAAACAUAUAACUUGAACUGCAUAUUAGUAGCAUGGUACACAAAGAAAACAAAAAAUACCAACGUAUUCCUUCUUUUCCACUAAAAACCAUUCGCAGAUAUCUUAUUAAUAACAAAUUAAAUUAUAAUUUUCAAAUUUUCAACUAGUUUUGCUGUUUUGUUUUUAAAUGCAUGCGUUUGUUUUACGUAAUGGACUGACAGUUCAUUAUGGGAAAAUAAUAAAUGGGCCACUGAAAGUGCUUCUCAGCCAAUCACAGUCCUCCAUUUCACCGGAAGGUGAUGCCUGCCAUAUAAUAAUAAAAAAUAUUGCAUGCUUACUUAGGAAGAUGAAAGGCAAUAUGGGGUUGACUGGGAUGGUCCUGUACCGAACAGUGAUGACAAUGAUAAAUAUUCUCAUGUUGAAGUCCCAAACACUGAAAUUGAAAUGACAGAAACUCAGAAAAUGCAUCUGAAUUCAUUAGUGCAAACCUUGGCAGACAGUGAUUGUUAUGGAAUUGAUUUAUACAUGCAAGUACGAAACUUCCUACUUAACCUGAAUUGA